This is a messenger RNA of Dissoconium aciculare CBS 342.82, 1353 nucleotides long. RefSeq names its product alpha tubulin. Bases 1 to 1353 code for a protein of 450 amino acids. The transcript is spliced from 5 exons. NCBI's taxonomy places the organism in Eukaryota, Fungi, Ascomycota, Dothideomycetes, Mycosphaerellales, Dissoconiaceae. Gene Ontology annotation, biological process: nuclear division; microtubule cytoskeleton organization; mitotic cell cycle. Gene Ontology annotation, cellular component: spindle; microtubule; nucleus. Gene Ontology annotation, molecular function: GTP binding; structural constituent of cytoskeleton. The record is from RefSeq and is a predicted model, not a curated record.
AUGCGUGAAGUCAUCAGCUUGAACGUCGGCCAGGCCGGUUGUCAGAUCGCCAACAGCUGCUGGGAGCUUUACUGCCUCGAGCACGGUAUCCAGCCCGAUGGUUACCUCACUGAGGAGCGCAAGGCUGCUGACGACGAUCAUGGAUUCUCCACCUUCUUCUCGGAGACUGGCAACGGCAAAUACGUGCCUCGCACCAUUUACUGUGAUCUUGAGCCCAACGUCGUUGAUGAGGUCCGAACUGGCGCCUACCGCAGCUUGUUCCACCCCGAGCAGAUGAUCACCGGAAAGGAGGAUGCCUCAAACAACUACGCUCGUGGCCACUACACCGUUGGCAAGGAGCUCAUUGACCAGGUCUUGGACAAGGUCAGGCACGUGGCCGACAACUGCUCUGGCCUCCAGGGUUUCCUCGUCUUCCACAGCUUUGGCGGUGGUACCGGUUCUGGUUUCGGUGCCCUGUUGAUGGAGCGUCUGUCCGUCGACUACGGCAAGAAGUGCAAGCUUGAGUUCUGUGUCUACCCAGCUCCUCAGGUCGCCACCUCCGUCGUUGAGCCAUACAACUCCAUCCUCACCACUCACACCACUCUCGAGCACAGUGACUGCUCAUUCAUGGUCGACAACGACGCUAUCUACGAUAUCUGCCGCCGUAACCUCGGCCUCGAGCGCCCCAACUACGAGAACCUGAACCGCCUGAUCGCCCAGGUUGUUUCAUCCAUCACCGCCUCUCUCCGUUUCGAUGGUUCGCUCAACGUCGAUCUCAACGAGUUCCAGACCAAUUUGGUGCCGUACCCUCGCAUUCACUUCCCGCUUGUCGCCUACGCUCCCAUCGUCUCUGCUGCCAAGGCUGCUCACGAGGCCAACAGCGUCCAGGAGAUCAGCAUGUCCUGCUUCGAGCCCAACAGCCAGAUGGUCAAAUGUGAUCCCCGCAACGGCAAGUACAUGGCCACUUGCUUGCUCUACCGCGGUGACGUCGUUCCCAAGGAUGUUCACCAGGCUGUUGCUACUCUCAAGACCAAACGCACCAUUCAAUUCGUUGACUGGUGCCCCACUGGUUUCAAGAUCGGUAUCUGCUACCAGCCGCCACAGAUGGUUCCCAACGGUGAUCUCGCCAAGGUCAACCGCGCCGUUUGUAUGCUUUCCAACACCACCGCCAUUGCUGAGGCCUGGUCUUCGCUCUCGCACAAGUUCGACCUCAUGUACAGCAAGCGCGCCUUCGUCCACUGGUACGUCGGUGAGGGUAUGGAGGAAGGCGAAUUCUCCGAGGCCCGCGAGGACUUGGCUGCGCUCGAGCGCGACUACGAGGAGGUCGCUGCCGACUCUGCCGAAGGCGAGGAAGGUGCUGAGGCCGAGUACUAG